Molecule: messenger RNA, 423 nt
Organism: Solanum verrucosum
Lineage: Eukaryota; Viridiplantae; Streptophyta; Magnoliopsida; Solanales; Solanaceae
Exons: 4
Coding region: 43-249 (68 amino acids)
Source: RefSeq, a predicted model, not a curated record
CUUUUACUCAUUGCUUUUCAUCGAAUUUCUCUCUAACUUCCCAUGAUGUCAGAAACACCCUUCUAUCCCCGAGAAAAGCUUGCUGCGAAACAAAAGUAUUUCCAGAGUGUUCACAAGUAUACACACCUGAAAGGUCCCGUAGACAAGAUUACCUCAGUUGCCAUUCCACUUGCUUUGGCAACUACAGCAACCUUCAUGAUUGCCAGGGGGAUCUACAAUAUGUCUCAUGGCAUUGGCAAGAAGCAAUAAAAUGCUGACUUCUGCGCGAUCAUUCCUAGGAAACUCAAGCACAAAAGAGAUUUUUUGAGUUAUUCACAUUGAAAUUUUUGAUGUUCUGAAGCUAAUAAUUGGUUAGAUGCAGCAGACAAUGCAGCCUGCACAUUGAAAAGUUUGAUGUUCUAAAGCUAAUAAUCAGUUUUUUUU